Messenger RNA from Oryzias latipes (Japanese medaka), 6318 nucleotides. It is a transcript of the gene srgap3, whose product is annotated as SLIT-ROBO Rho GTPase activating protein 3. Lineage: Eukaryota; Metazoa; Chordata; Actinopteri; Beloniformes; Adrianichthyidae. Gene Ontology annotation, molecular function: protein binding. The record is from RefSeq and is a predicted model, not a curated record. Gene Ontology annotation, biological process: signal transduction.
UCUUAGACGCCCGUUUCCCCGCAGCAGCAGCAGCGCACGGUGUCGAGCUGAGGGCGCGCGCGCGCAUGUCUGUUGGGUUUGGGCUGGCUCGAAGCCCCUCACCAUCAUGUUGCUGCUGCAGUUUUGAGCUCGACUGUUGCCUUUGUUUUGGCGCUGCAGCCCAGUGGGUGAAGGAAGCAGGAGGAUAAUGCAGCAGAGGACCGAUGCUCCGGCGCGUCUUCUGCCCUGAAUCUGGACUGCGGACGCACAGCAGCGCAUUUUAGGAGGCUACUGGAGGAGGGAAGAAAGACGGAGAGCAGCGCUGCAAGUCGACAGUGAAGAAAGUCUUCGACCAAAACAGGCCAGGGACUCUGCCCGUAAAACCGCGGAGCCAUGUCAUCGAAAUUCAAGAAGGACAAGGAGAUCAUAGCGGAGUAUGAGACCCAAGUGAAAGAGAUCCGUAACCAGCUGGUGGAGCAGUUCAAAUGCUUGGAACAGCAGUCCGAGUCCCGGAUCCAGCUGCUGCAAGAUCUGCAGGAAUUCUUCCGCCGCAAAGCUGAGGUCGAGCUGGAAUACUCCCGCAGCCUGGAAAAACUGGCUGAGAGGUUCUCCUCAAAGAUCCGCAGCUCCAGAGAACACCAGCAGUUUAAGAAAGACCAGCAUCUGCUGUCCUCAGUUAACUGCUGGUACCUGCUGCUGAAUCAGACGAGGCGUGAGAGCAGAGACCAUGCCACCCUCAGCGACAUCUACACCAACAACGUCAUUGUGCGUUUGGCUCAGAUCGGCGAGGACGUCAUUCGCCUGUUUAAGAAGAGUAAGGACAUUGGGAUCCAGAUGCACGAGGAGCUGGUGAAGGUGACAAAUGAACUCUACACUGUGAUGAAAACGUACCACAUGUAUCACACUGAGAGCAUCAGCGCCGAGAGCAAGCUGAAAGACGCUGAAAAGCAAGAGGAGAAGCAGUUCAGCAAAUCUGGAGAUCUCAACGUCAAUCUUCUCCGCCACGAAGACCGCCAACCGAGACGGAGCACCGCUAGGAAGAUAGAGAAGAUGAAAGAGAAGAGGCAAGCCAAGUAUUCAGAGAAUAAGAUGAAAUGCACAAAAGCCCGGAACGACUAUUUGUUGAACCUGGCAGCAACAAAUGCCGUGGUGGCAAAAUAUUACAUCCACGACGUCUCUGAUAUGAUCGAUUGCUGUGAUCUGGGCUACCAUGCCAGCUUGGCACGCACUUUCAGGACCUAUCUGUCUGCAGAGUACAACCUAGAGACAUCCCGCCACGAAGGCCUGGACAUCAUCGAGAAUGCAGUUGACAACCUGGACUCCCGCAGUGACAAGCACAAGAUCAUGGAUAUGUAUAACCAGGUGUUCUGCCCUCCGAUGCGAUUUGAAUACCUGCCCCACAUGGGAGAUGAGGUGUGCCAGGUCAGUGCACAGCAGCCGGUUCAGACCGAACUCCUGAUGCGAUACCACCAGCUACAGUCUCGCUUAGCAACCCUGAAGAUUGAGAACGAGGAGGUGAGGAAGACCUUGGAUGCCACCAUGCAAACUCUGCAGGACAUGCUGACAGUGGAGGACUUUGAUGUGUCAGAUGCCUUUCAACAUAGUCGCUCCACUGAGUCCAUCAAGUCUGUGGCCUCAGAGUCCUACAUGAGCAAGCUCAACAUAGCAAAGAGGAGGGCCAACCAGCAGGAGACUGAAAUGUUCUACUUUUCAAAAUUCAAGGAGUAUUUGAAUGGCAGUAAUCUCAUCAUUAAACUCCAGGCCAAGCAUGACUUACUGAAGCAAACACUGGGGGAAGGGGAAAGGGCUGAGUGUGGAACCACAAGGCCCCCAACUCUCCCCCCUAAACCACAGAAAAUGCGGAAACCUAGGCCGUGCUCCAUGAAUUACCAUAAGCUGUUUAAUGGCAAUAUGGAGACUUUCAUCGAGGAUUCUGGUCAACCAAUUCCCCCGGUGGUUGAAAGCUGUGUCAGAUAUAUUAACCUAUAUGGAUUGCAACAGCAAGGCAUAUUCCGCGUGCCAGGAUCGCAGGUUGAGGUCAACGACAUUAAAAACUCAUUUGAGAGAGGUGAAGAUCCACUGAUUGAUGACCGAAAUGAGCAUGAUAUAAACUCAGUGGCGGGGGUGCUGAAGCUGUACUUCAGAGGGCUGGAGAAUCCUCUCUUUCCAAAGGAGCGCUUCUUGGACUUUAUCUCCACCAUCAAGCUGGAGUCGGGGGCUGAAAGAGCACACCACAUUCAGCAGAUCAUCACGGCUCUUCCUCGGACAGUCAUCAUCGUCAUGAGAUACCUCUUUGCCUUCCUCAAUCAUCUCUCCCAAUACAGCGACGAGAACAUGAUGGAUCCCUAUAAUUUAGCCAUCUGCUUUGGUCCGACCUUGAUGCCCAUACCUGACGGUCAGGACCCGGUGACCUGCCAGGCGCAUGUUAAUGAGGUCAUAAAGACCAUCAUUAUCCAUCACGAAGUCAUCUUUCCAAACCUACGUGAGCUGGACGGACCAGUGUAUGAGAAAUGUAUGGCCGGCGGGGAGGAAUACUGUGACAGCCCCCACAGUGAACCGGGAACAUUUGAUGAGGCUGACAACGGGACAGAGCCGCACACGAGUGAUGAAGAGGUUGAGCAGAUUGAAGCUAUUGCUAAGUUUGACUACGUGGGUCGUAGUCCCAGGGAGCUGUCGUUCAAGAAGGGGGCUUCCCUGCUUCUGUAUCACAGGGCGUCAGAAGACUGGUGGGAAGGCCGCCAUAAUGGCGUGGACGGCUUGAUCCCCCAUCAGUAUAUUGUUGUACAGGACUUGGAUGAUGCAUUCUCAGAUAACCUCAGCCAGAAGGCCGACAGUGAAGCCAGCAGUGGACCUUUGCUGGAGGAAAGGUCUUCAUCCAAAAAUGACUUAGCAUCACCGUGCGAGCAAUCCCCAGAUUACAACUUUGGAGGAGUCACGGGAAGAGUCAGGUUGCGAUCCGAUGGCGCCGCGAUCCCUCGUCGACAGAGCGGUCCAGAAGCCCAAAGCCCAACCAGAGUGGCUGACACUCCCCCCCGAGCUGCAGCUUGUCCCAGCAGCCCCCACAAGAUGUCCAUCAGCAAGGCUCGUGUGGAGAGUCCGGAAAAGAGACGUCUCGGUACCUUUGGUAGUGCAGGUAGUAUCAACUAUCCAGACAGAAAGGCGUAUCCUGAGGGCCACCCACUGAGACCAGCAUCAGGGGCCACGCGCCACAGCAGCCUCGGGGAUCACAAAACCUUGGAGACCGAGGCUCUGGCUGAGGACAUAGAAAAGACCAUGACAACAGCUCUCCAUGAGCUCCGUGAACUGGAGCGACAGAACACGGUCAAACAGGCCCCCGAUGUGGUCCUUGAUACUUUAGAGCCGAUGAAGAACCCGGUGGGCUCAGAGCCUGGCAGCCCCCUUCACACCAUCAUGAUCCGUGACCCGGAUGCAGCCAUGCGCCGCAGCAGCAGCUCCACAUCCGAGAUGAUGACCACCUUCAAACCCGCUCUGACUGCUCGCUUGGCUGGAGCUCAGCUUCGCCCCCCGCCCAUGAGACCAAUGCGGCCCCCUCCCACGCAGCACCGCUCCAGCAGCUCCAGCUCUUCAGGAGUUGGUAGCCCUGCUGUAACUCCCACAGAGAAAAUGUUUCCAAACAACAACACAGCUUCAGGGUCCAAUGUUUCCAGCGAUGGUGGAGACAAACCAGGUACUAUGUAACUAAAGGGGAAGCUGCUGUGAGGGAAACUCAUGACGCUUUCUACACAGGAGAAAAUCUCUUUAGAGACAAAAUGACAUGUGAACAAAUAGUGUUGUUUGUAUUAAAAAGUGUUCCCUUUGUGAGAAGUUUUAGACUUUUUACGCUGUAAACCUCAACUCUCUUUGAAACUUGACAGUAAAUGUGUAAAACAAAAAUAAUAGUAUUUUAGUUACCUCAGUUCCAGGAGAAACUUGUGGCCAUUUCUCAUUUCAGAGGCACAUUUAAUGCGAGGCAAGCAAUACUUGUGUGAAUAUGGGUCUUUGGAUUUCAUCAGUUUCGUCCGUUGAUGUGUGAAAACUCCUUGUUUUGAAUGGUGUGAGCAUUCGGACUAAAACAAAGACAUCUGGAUGUAGGACGUAUGUCGGACAUACAGACUUCCUUAAUGUUUUUGUUUGUACCCAGACCAAUUGGCGUAUCAGAAAAGGAAAAAGGCAUUGUGACAUUUAUUUCUGCAUGCAGGAGGUUAAAGAAAAUAUAGGAAAACAUUCAUUAAAAUGAGAAUUGUAACAAUAUAAAUGUAAAAAUUUGCCUGUUAAUCAUUGCUAGAAGAAAAUAACGGUAUAAAACCUUAUUCAUGAUGAUGACACAUCUAAGUUACCAUACAGUACUUACCGGUAAUUAAAAGCGGCAUGCCCAGGGCAUUCCUAAAACGGUUACGCAUCUUGGCAUGAAGAGGAUUUCUGAGGAGACUGCUCGAAAAACCAUCACGCAUGGUUGGAACCGCAGGCAGACAUGACAUCCUUUUUCCCUCAGUGCUGUCUAUCAGAAGCGGGAGGCUAACACACCAACUGAAGUAGAAAUCUUGUGGUAAUACUGUAAAUAAUGAAGCUAGUAAUUUGUAAGUGUUAAAUGUGUACAGGUCAAAAAAAGAGAAAGAGGUUUGGGUUUUACCUGCACUUGAAAAGAUCAUAAAAAGCCUUUUAAUCGAAGUGAACAUGUUAGUUAACUGUUUAAAAAAAAAAAAGAAGUUCAGGUCAUCUGCCAUGUGCUGUGCGCGUAGGAUGCGUUCGGGAAUAGUACUGUAGAAGCGGGAAAACUUUUCUCCGCCAGUCCUUUGACACAGGCUCCCAUUUGACAUUUCCUGUUCAAACCUGGUUUGGGUUUUAUAUGAAAAAAUGCAGUGGUGUACCCUUUAAAGGUCUUUUUUCAAAAUGACAAAGAAUACACAUCUGGAGGAAGACAUUGCUGUCUUUACUAACACAAUAACUCACAAAAUACUUUCUGGAUUAACACGGUGUAUAUCUGAAUUCCCACCUACCAAAGGUCUUGUUCUCUUACAAUGAAAUUCCAAAAAACAGUCUUUAUGUGCAUGUUGUUGCUGUGAUGUUGGAUUUAUCGGCUGAAUAAGGUGCCUUGCCUCAUAAAAAUGCACAACUUUAUUCAGUAUUUGACUAAGAAACUGGCAUGAAUAAUAAAUCAAGGUUCCUGUACGCUGAAUAUAAUUAGGUAAAACAAAAAACGUUGAUUGAAGCUCGGCUGUAUUGAAUAGCUGCUUGGAAAUAAGCACAGAUGCACAUGGAAGAAGCUGAAAAAGCUGUCAGAUACAUCCACUUCUAUAGGGGAGGAUUGUUGGGCACAGAGAGCCAAAGAAAAAGGUAACCUAUAGCAUUUAAACACAUUCAGUGCAUUCAUAUUCUGAGGAGAUGUUUCGUCGUCUCACCAUGAACCACGACGUAGGACAACUCAGUGGGCAUUACGAUGGUUAUCUCUGUCAUAUUUCAUCCCUAUUAUUUUAGCUCUUUUUAUAGCCCUUUAGUCCAGGUUACAGUUAAACCAAGAAAAAAAUGGUACAAAAGGCACAUAUGUCUGAUCAAAAUAACCAUAUUUAAUUUUUUUAAAUUUAUAGACUCUUGUGUUUGGGAAAUAUUUGAUUCUUUUGUGCACAACAUCGUUUUUUUUUACACCCUUGUUUGUUUGCUGGUUUUUAAACUGUAAAUGUAAUUUGUUACUUGUUAAAAACAAACAAUGCCUUCCUGUUUUACGUUCAGUUGCCAAACCAUUAUGAACCGUUGAUUUUGUAAAGAUGUUCCUUUCAUGGAUCCGAUCAUCAAAAACUGCUCACCUUGAUCAUCUCAGGUCAAUCCUGAGGAGCUGGAGGAAGAAGAACUGCUGUAAACAUAACCUACUGCUAAUGUUCACUUGAAUCAACCCUGAACAUGUGUGUCAUGUUGUGUAUGUUUUCCAUGUGUCCUGCCUGUGUUGUGGCUAAACCUUUACAUUUUCUGAGGAAAGUUGUGUUGUUGGCAGGAGUGGAAAACAGUCUGGAAUUGGUCACACAGAGGUUGGCGUGCAUCACAUUCCCUGGAUGUGUGGUGAAAGAAUGACCUUUUGUCAUUUCUGCAAUGUAACGCUGAAAUGCUCCACUGACCAGGACGGACCCCAGUCUCGAUCGUUUCAAAGAAUAUUAUGACACAAAUGCAACCUGAGGCCAUGCCAGGAGGUUGGAGUGUGUGACACUGUUUACCUUCUUUUUAGUUGUUUGUCUGGUGGUGCUGUUUCCUAAUGGGGCGUCUGGUUGGCUGAAACCUGUGAUGUAGUGUACAUCAUUGUGUGUGUUGAAAACACCUGUGUCAAAAUAAAACCAUUAUUGCUCUGUGGUA